UGCUGCGACGUCCUUCAGGACCGACCUGGGCGGCAGAAGGGCGCUGGCUGGGCGUGGGUGCUGGUUCCUCCAUGGAGGAGGCACCUCAGGGCCGAUGGUCUGGGCUCGUGUUAAUCCGGAGGCAAAGGAAAGGAGAGGGGCCGGUGGUCUGGGUUCCAACAGGUUCAUUGUCAGAGGGUCCAGCAGCCAGAAAAAGGCACCGAGGGGCUUUCUCUUUCCGUUUUAUAGGGGCUGGAAACCGGCGGGGAAAGGGAAGGAAACCAAUGCGAUACCAGCCAGGGGGAGGAUACAAUUCAACAAGAACCAGUGGGGGAACCGGGAGAUACAACAGGGAGCCAAUGAACCACAGAAUAACAGAGAACUCUCUCGAACAGGGCGAGGCGGUUUGGAGCCGGGUACUGCCCAGGGGGACGUGGCUUAGGCUUCUGUGCCACCCAUCGACCCUCCCUCAUAGUCACUGUCCUGGGUGGGGAAAUCCACCCAAGGGAGAGCCCUGAACUGAUUGGCAUUCAACUCCCCCAGCCCAGCCGUGGGCUGGGUCACAGCAACAUCCAGUGAGCGCAUGGUGCCAACCGGGAGAAGGAAGAGAAGGAUUUGCCUGGAAGAAGGGACUUGGUGUUCUCCUCCUCAGCCAGGUGCUGCUCCCAGCCAAAGGAGGGAAGAGGUGCCAAGGACAGGAAAUCAAAAUGUUGGUGCUGUCGAACAACACGGCGCUGAACCUGCUCCUGUCCAAACUGCUCCAGGACUACCUGGAGCAGACCAACAGCUCGGCUCCUUCGCAGGUGAGGAGCGCCAGCAACAACCUGGAGAUCAUCUACGUGCUGCUGAUGGUGGGGCUGUUCGGCUUCUUCACCGUGGGGGUGAUGGUGACCAACCUGCGGGCGCGGCGCCUCGAGGGGCCCUGCGACCCCUACAACACCUACAUCGCCACCGACGCCUGGCACCAGAGGGACAGGGAGUACUUCCAGGCCAAGGUCAUCGAGAAUUACAAGCUCUGCUGUGUCCUGGAGAACCAGCUGGCCGUGGAGCAGCCGGGCACAAAGAUCCCUGAGGAGAAAUCUUCCUAGGGAAAGGGGGAAAAGGGUUGUGCGUGGCACGGGGACGAUGUGAGCGAUGCCUGCUGUGGGCCGGGGAGCUGCUGGCCCUUCUGCAGAGCCACAGGCCUGGGCCAGGCUGAAGAAGCAGCGAUGGUGAAGCUGAUGGAUCUGGGAUAUCCCAGUGCUGCCCCAGCGCCCGGCACCGGCAUCUUCUUGGAAUCACUGUGAGGCCAACAGCGGGAUACACACGGAAUAUCAUGGACUCAUCAGCUUCACCUACUGAGACAGGGCCUCAGUCUGGAGGAGGGCAGGGAUAGGUGGGAUUUUGGGAAAAAAUCCUGCCCUGGGAGGGUGGGCAGGCCCUGGCACA
This is a messenger RNA of Corvus hawaiiensis (hawaiian crow), 1407 nucleotides long. RefSeq names its product potassium voltage-gated channel subfamily E regulatory subunit 1 (gene KCNE1). Bases 687 to 1067 code for a protein of 126 amino acids. Gene Ontology annotation, molecular function: potassium channel regulator activity; voltage-gated potassium channel activity involved in ventricular cardiac muscle cell action potential repolarization; delayed rectifier potassium channel activity. Gene Ontology annotation, cellular component: membrane. The record is from RefSeq and is a predicted model, not a curated record. The transcript has 2 exons. Gene Ontology annotation, biological process: regulation of heart rate by cardiac conduction; membrane repolarization during action potential; regulation of ventricular cardiac muscle cell membrane repolarization. Lineage: Eukaryota; Metazoa; Chordata; Aves; Passeriformes; Corvidae.